Molecule: messenger RNA, 1360 nt
Organism: Pipistrellus kuhlii (Kuhl's pipistrelle)
Lineage: Eukaryota; Metazoa; Chordata; Mammalia; Chiroptera; Vespertilionidae
Product: sterile alpha motif domain-containing protein 1-like
Source: RefSeq, a predicted model, not a curated record
GAGUCCGCAGGCGAGUCUCUCCCGGCGGCCACGUCGCUACCUCCGGACACCCACCCGCGGUCCGCGGGGUGCGCGAGGGACGGCCCGCGCCCUCCCGACUUCUCCGCUCCGGCCGCUCCCGGCGCGCCCGUGGCUCGGGCAGAACCCCUCCCCGGAGGACCAGGAGCCCCAAGGACCGCGGCCGCCCCGCUUCCGCCCAGAGCCACCGCGUGGGCCGCCCGGACCUUGGACCGCGCCUCGCGGCCGGCCGCCACGCGUGACCCCAGCCCCGAGCCGCCGCCGCCGCCACGACCAAAGCCAGCGCCGCCGACCCGCACUCACCGCAGCGCUCCAUCCCGCGUCCCGGACGCGGACGCCGGCCCAACACUCACGGCCGUCGCCGCCGCCGCCGCGGGCUGGAGCUCGCAGCCCCCAUCCCCCACGACCCGCGGACACUCGGCCAAGCCGCCGCCGCCCCAGCCGCCACCACCGCCACCGCGCUGUCCGCCGCCGCCCCGCCCCCGGCCUCGCUCCUCCCGCCCCUUCCCGCCCCCGGAGCCCAGCCCAUUGGCCCCCGCGCGGAGGGGCGGGGCUUGGCGCGCGGCGGCAGGUGGGGCGGUUUCUGGCUCCGGCACGCAGGGAGACUGGCUGUCAAUAGCGCGGGAGCCCGCAGACUGUCCCCGACGCAGGAGGUGUUGGCCAGUCUGUGCGGUUUGCCACAGGACCAGCGAAGCGAACCUUAGAAACAAGUCACCUUUUGCACCCUCCAGCAGGCAGCAGGUCUUCUGCCCUGGUUGGUGAGGUGGAGAUUUCCCUGGUGGACACUUUGAAUUCCUUCUAGGAAUCUGGUCUUCAGCUUUUUGUCUGCCCCACCCUAUGGAACAAAACUAUAUUUCGUGCUUAACUGUAAAGCUACCCGACUUGCUGCUGGGCGCCAGGCAAUCUGUCUUAUACUGAUUGUCACGUUCAGAAACUAAAUUAUCCAACUAUUGUGGCUUAUAGAAGUUGCUCAAUAAAUACUAGUUGAAUUUCCCCCUAACUAUGCUACUUGCUACUUACCAUUAAAUGCUCCCCUAAAUAAUGGGAUUCACCAACAACCAAAAUUAAAGCAUUUAUCUAGAAGUUGGGUCAUACAACAUAUAUUUAAAAAGUACGGUGUUUCUCUUGAAUAAUUAGAGUAUAUAUUGUAAUACACCCAAUCUACCAAGAAUACUCUUCCUAUCAUCUAUGCUGAGACAUAGCAGGAGCUCCAUAAGUUUUAGUUGAGUAAAUGGGUAAAAUUUUGGGAAGGGAAUUUGGAAAAGUUUCUCAAUCUCAACCUCCCCUUAACUUUUUUUCUUUCAAAAUAUAUUAAACAUCUGCCAUAUUCUCCAUUCUCUCU